AAUAACCUAGCAUUUUCAGUGUGCAUAUUUCGUGUUAACUUAUGAAAAGUUUAGUUUGUGCAAAAUUACUUGAGACUGAAUUUACACAUUUUGCAACACAUCUGAUGACAUGCCCCUUAUGUAAAUAUUUAACUGUUAACCACAAGCUUAAACAAAAAAAGUUCAGCCUCCACCCACCCUUACAGUAUAUAUCCCACUGUUUCCUCAGUCAGAUCUCAUCUUCAUCAUGAUCAUCAUCGCUCUGCUCCUGUUGGGCUCUCUGCUGCCAAACCUGAGCUUUACUGCCAGUGUCAAGGUGCGUAUAGUGAAUGGCACUGAAGCAAAACCACACUCCAGACCUUACAUGGUUUCUGUAGUGGAAAAUGGGAUACAUAUUUGUGCGGGAUUCCUCAUUUCUGAUCAGUUUGUCUUGACUGCUGCACAUUGCCGAGAUGGCGGUGAGGCUUUAACAGUUAUGGCAGGUGCACAUGAUUUAGUCAGCAAAAAGGAAAAGCAUAUCACCGUUAGUGUGCAGGCUUACCACAAGCAUCCAGACUACAACCCUAAAUCAAGCACACCUAAUAAAGGCGACCUGAUGAUUCUGGAGCUUCGUAAAAAAGUCCAACUAAAUGACAACAUCAAGACGAUCCCCAUACCAACAACACCUGAGGAAAUCAAGGAGAAUACUGCCUGCAGUGUUGCAGGCUGGGGAUUUGUGACGAAUAGAGGUCCUGCAAGUCUAACCCUCAGGGAGGCAAAUGUAAAGGUUAAGAAUAACAUGGACUGUGCCGCUCGACGGGCCAAGGUUUAUGUAGCUUCACAGAUGAUGUGUGUAUAUGGCGAGGGAGGGACCUGUCAGGGGGAUUCAGGAGGUCCUUUGGUUUGUGGCAACACUGCAGUGGGCAUAACAUCCUUUGGUCGCAAAGACAGUUGCAAUGAUCCUGUUGCACCUAAUGUUUCUAUUAAAAUUUCUGCUUUUCUCCAAUGGAUCAAGAGCAUAACUAAGAUUUAGAAAUUUAAAAAGGAUUUUAAUGAUUUCAAUCGUUACAUCAGAGUGAUGAUCUUGGGAGUGUUUAAUGUUAAUUUUUUUUGCAAAUGUGUUUUCAAAUAAAGCACUGCGUGUCGAGCAUCAAUAGCAUUAAGAUUUGUGCUUACUGAAAUG
Messenger RNA from Misgurnus anguillicaudatus (oriental weatherfish), 1141 nucleotides. Lineage: Eukaryota; Metazoa; Chordata; Actinopteri; Cypriniformes; Cobitidae. The record is from RefSeq and is a predicted model, not a curated record.